CUCCGUGGGCCAAAAUGUCAAGCAAGACCAAUCGCGCGAACCGUUUGGAGGCUGAAAUUGAACGUAGCAGAGAAGAGUCCAAUUGGAAAAAGGUUAUUGAACUCGCUGAACAUCUCAAGUCUCGAAAUCAGACAGGUUUAGAAACCCUUGCAAACUUCCUCAUUGGUGAGGGAAAGCUCGAGUCCUAUCUAGAAGAGAACCCUCCAACCGAGGCCAAUGUGCACCGGGCGAAAACAGGCCUCUCUGAUGCCCGCAGAUAUUUACUCAUGUGUAUCGGGGAGCCAGCAAAGAAGCUGGAGGUGUCCUUGGAUGCCCUGCUCUUGCUGGCUAAGCUGGAGUAUGCCAUGGGGGACUACGAGGGGGCUCUCAACCGCCUCACUGCGGCUGGACUGGACCAGCUCACCGAGAAGGCCCUCCCGACAAGAUCUCUGCGCAUCGUGGCUGAGUCUUAUGCCAUAAAGGGACUAUGCUCGGCGCCUCAACCCAGAAAAAGUUUAGGCUUGGAAAAGGCCCCCCUACCUAACAACAGCAAGUUCCAGCGUGCUGAGAAAGUUGAAAAAAUGAUUCGCUGUUUCGAACUGGCCGGAGACCUCACGCUUCUCUACCUUCAGGAACAAGAUAAGCUGACGUCAACACCCUCUACCCACUCCCUGUACUCUGUUCCUUCGGUCUCCACUACAAAUACUACAGGUUCAACUUCUCCACUGCCUCCCAAUGGGCUGGAGAGCAAGAAAAUCGGAGUUAUUUUGGAGACUGCUUUACAAAGAGCUCCUAUUCUGCACAUGAAGGCUGGCCAGCUGGACAAAGCUAUUAGCAGAUACAGGAGUAUGCUCUCAGCAGUGGAGUCCACAGCCACCCAACAUCUUCGGUUGACUCUUGCUAGACAGCUUGCCGAAGUCUUACUAAGGGGCUGCUCUGAGCAUGCUUAUAAGGCACCUAAUCAGGACGAAAGGAGUCGCAGCAGUUCAAGUCUCAAAUCCGGAGAGAGUCCUUGGAAGCCCCAGAAGUACACCGGCACCAACCUCUUUGUACCAAAGAACAUUAAUGAGGAGAUCAUCCUACUUCUGCUUAUUAGUGAGGCCAUGGCAGUCCGAGAAGCUGUCCUGAGCCAGUCACCGGAAUUCAAGAACGCCAGGGUCCAUGCCUAUGACAAUGCAACGGCAGUGUAUGAUCUUCUCUGCAUAUCCCUGGCAAGAAGAAAGCAGCAUCAGAUUUUGAUUGAGGUGUUUGAGCGAGCAAUGAAGUUCUCGUACGAGGCAAGCCAUGUCUGGCAGCAGUUUGCCUUGGCCUUAGCAUGUGGCAGGAAGUAUGCCAGGGCGCUCCUCGUAUUGCAGGAAGUCCAUCGCCUCAUGCCAUCAGAGCCUCACUAUUGUCUGAUGGCCGCCAAGAUCUGCUUCCAGCAACUUGGCAAGAUUGAAGAAGGCCUAGAGUGGGUAGACAAGGCCCUAAGGUCAGCCGAGGAGAGAGCCAGCGUUCUCACCGCCAGAUGCUAUUUGUAUCAUGGCCUUGGACUCACCCUGGAGGCUCAUCACAAGCAACGCCACGCUGACUCCCAGGCACUGCGAGCAAAGGCUUUGGAGUCUUUUGUGAGAGCUCAGCAACUUGACUCCAGUGAUCAUCUGGUUGAGUUCUACCUUGCCUUACAUUAUGCCCAGAGUCGUCAUCUGGUUGAGGCAACCCACCAUGUCAAGUUGGCUCUUUACCUGCGAUCAGAACACCCACAUUCCCUUCACUUGCUGAUCCUUCUGCUCUCUGCUCAGAAGGAAUAUGAGGAAGCUCUUGAACUAGUGGAAGCUGCAUUAGCUGAAUACCCAGAAAACUUGCACCUUCUUUAUGUGAGAGCAAGCCUGGAGGAAGCAGUUCAUGGAGGUGAGGUGGCCCUCCUGACAGCACGCCACAUGCUGAGCUUAUGGCAAACGCUCUACAAGGACCAGCUGAUGGGUGACAUUAGUGAUGUCCAGUCCCAGAUGCACACCAAUCAUGAUACUUACAGUAUCUUCAACAUGUCUGAUAAGGAUGGUGCAUCUGUACAUGCGGAGAGCGUUGCUGCUUCGCGUGUGGAACAGGCGUUGUCAGAGGUUGCAUCUUCCCUCUCGUCGUACCAACCAAAACCAGGACCUCAGCAAGCUUGGCUCCUUCAGAUUCAGAUCUGGUUACUUACGGCUCAGCUGUAUCUCAAGACUGAUCAGAUAAAUGAGGCAGCUCAGUGCUUGCAGGAAGCUUCUUCCAUCUUCCCUAUGAGUCAUCAUAUACUGUUCAUGAAAGGGUUGCUACAUGAGAAGAAGAACGAGUUUUACGAAGCCCAGACAUGUUAUCAAAAUGCUCUGGCCAUUAAUCCCUAUCACUUGAAGAGCCUCCGACACUUGGGAGGUCCUGGGCGAGGUGAUGGCCAGCCUGGGCCAGCUGGACGCCUCGAGCAAGUGCCUGGCCACCGCCAUCGAGAUCGAGGCCAAGUCGCCGAUCCUGCCCUUCACCUCCAUCCCCUUCUGCUACGAGUGACGAGGCCCAGGGCGCGCGCCUCCUGCUUCCCGCUAGUUCCUGUUGCGUUCGGGCGCCGGCUGCUCGUGGCUCGCCCUCCUCGGCAGGCGUCGAGGCCCGCCGCCCCCUCUCCGCUCCCGUCGCCUGUCGCCUUUGCAUCCCUUUUCUUCCUCCUCCUGUCUUCCUCCUUCUCUUCCUCCUCCCUCUCCUCCUCUUCCUUAUGCUCUUUCUGCAUAACCUUCUCUUCUUACUGCUUUGUUCCCUCUUCCCUGUUCCAUUGCAGCCCGUCAGCCCACGACUCCCGCCCGGUGUGCUCGCCCGCCCUCUCCUGUACCCUGUACCUGUGAAAGAGAUACACAGUUUGAUGUUGAAUAUGCCAUGCCUUAGUAGUGUGUACAGAUUUGUACAUAUUUCUAGUCAAGGGAAAGGUACAACGCGAGAAAGAGAGAGAGAGAGACAAAGACAGAGACAGACAGACAGACAGACAGACAGACAGACAGACAGACAGACAGACAGACAGACAGACAGACAGAUAGACAGUCAGUGAGACGAGUGAGUGAGUGAGUGAGUGAGAGUAAGUGUCGCAAGGAGGAGCGAGAGCGGCGUAAGGAGGGCAAGUGUGGGGCCGAGGGCGUUGGGGCGGGAACCCGACUGUGGACGGCAAUUAGGCCCAGGGAGGGAGGGGGGAAGAGGAGGGGGAGGCGAGAUAGCCACAAGCAACUGUCUGUGCUCGUAUUGUCGCCUGUGUUGUUGUUAUACAGGUACACACACCAUAUACCACAUUACAUCACACUAACACUACACUACACUGCACCACGUCCCACUACACCAUGUACACUACACAUGUGUAUGUAUGUAUGUAUGUAUAUCCUACAUAUGUAUUGGAGCAUUUUAUCGAAACUGGAGAUAUUUUUAUGAUGUAGUAUGUCCUGAAUUUAGUUAAAGUAUAUAUAUAUAAUGGAAAUAGUCUGUUUAUAUUAGUGUGUAUAUCAUUGGUAUUGUACAUUUUAUGGUACGCACAUAUAGCAAGACAAUGAUAUUCCAGGUGACCCUCUUCUGGCACUGUGUCAGAUUAUUCCUGUGAUGGUUACUGUAAAAACAGUAUUAUGGAAUUUGUUAUCAAGUUGUAGGAUAAGUGGCGUAUUAUACUUACAUUGCUGCAUAUUAUAAUUGUGAGAUGACAAUGAUAAUAUAAUAAAACAAGUGUGUCA
Messenger RNA from Penaeus chinensis, 3689 nucleotides. Its product is annotated as tetratricopeptide repeat protein 7B-like. NCBI's taxonomy places the organism in Eukaryota, Metazoa, Arthropoda, Malacostraca, Decapoda, Penaeidae. Gene Ontology annotation, molecular function: protein binding. Gene Ontology annotation, cellular component: plasma membrane. The record is from RefSeq and is a predicted model, not a curated record. Gene Ontology annotation, biological process: protein localization to plasma membrane; phosphatidylinositol phosphate biosynthetic process.